Dovyalis caffra is the source of this 1230-nucleotide messenger RNA. Lineage: Eukaryota; Viridiplantae; Streptophyta; Magnoliopsida; Malpighiales; Salicaceae. The record is from the annotation of a GenBank genome assembly.
AUGGAUGACGCAGGCAGACGCAGCAAUAUUGCUGCUUGUGGAACCACAUCAAUUAAACUAAGACACCAACCCCAACCAUCAACGAUAACCACUGAGAUUACCAUUCUCGCCUUGGAUGAUAAACCCACUAAUCAAAAGCACUGGUCUCCUUCUUUUGCUUCCUCUGAUUUUGGUUCUUCCCGGAGUUCACCAAUUGAAUCAGAACUUGGGUCAACUGAGUCGGAAAGUGACCAAGACGACGAUUACAUUGCUGAGUUGACUCGCCAGAUGGCUCAUCACAUGCUCCAAGACGACGAUCAUCAAAGACAUGAAAAGACAUGGAGUUUUGCUGGUUGGCCGCAAUCAACAGUAUGGUCAGAGUUGGGCUCGAGCCAAGAAGAGGAGGCCGUGAUGAACAAGUUUCACAAGUUCAAGAUCAAGGAAGAGGAAGGUAUUCACAAGUAUACCAAUAACGAGAGAUUUUUAAGCACUUCGCUUGAAACCAAUUCAGUCCCUUUAACUGUCAGGAACCCCAAAAUUUCCAGCGCUGAGUUCCAGUCUAAGCAAGCUCUUAUUGAUGAUCAAAUAAAGGCCAUUCAAUUCUAUAAGCUAAAAAAAUCAGAGCAGAUUAUGAAGCAGCAAGAAUAUCUAAAUGGGGCAAAACAAUCCAAUCGGUAUAAACAAAAUGACCCAAAACAACAGGUUAAGCAAUUUCCAAGCAAGGGGAGAGGUCGUGGUGGGCAGUUUACUAGCCAUUGUGAACAAAAGGUGUCAUGGGCUAAUCUACAGCAACAAAAACAACAAUAUAGAACCGGUUCAGAGAUGAGAGCAGUUUUCCUUGGUGAUUCACGUUCAAGAAGGGGGUCUGGUGCUGGGACUGGAGUGUUCUUGCCUCGAGGUGUAGGCAAUACUUCCGGGUCACAUAAGAAACCAGUGGCCAAAUUAAGUUUGAUAUUCGAAUUGGAAACUUCCCUUGUCCACUUGUUUAUUCCUUUCACAUAUUGUGUUCAGCUAACCACUUGUUGUUCAACUGUUUUUAUACCAGCAAGAGUAGUUCAAGCGCUGAAAAUGCACUUCGACAAAAUGAGGGUUGAAUCAAGAUCCAAUGAUGCUAUUUUCCCUAUUCAACAUGAUGAUUUGAGUGGUGAUGUGAGAUAUGGCCCGCAAUCACAGCAAAAAAGCCAGUCCCCACCGUUGCCGGCAAUAAAUUGUCAUCAAGGGACCGGUCUUCCUCAGGAGUGGACAUACUGA